Anoplophora glabripennis (Asian longhorned beetle) is the source of this 920-nucleotide messenger RNA. RefSeq names its product mediator of RNA polymerase II transcription subunit 10 (gene MED10). The record is from RefSeq and is a predicted model, not a curated record. Gene Ontology annotation, cellular component: mediator complex; chromatin. Gene Ontology annotation, molecular function: transcription coregulator activity. The transcript has 4 exons. Bases 220 to 615 code for a protein of 131 amino acids. Gene Ontology annotation, biological process: positive regulation of transcription by RNA polymerase II. NCBI's taxonomy places the organism in Eukaryota, Metazoa, Arthropoda, Insecta, Coleoptera, Cerambycidae.
AUUCAAGCUAAGGUAUGUUCUGUGUUCUGUGGUAGAUUCUCAUUUCUCACUCGAUCAAAAAUAUAAAAUAAAAUUAUUGCUUUACGAUUAUUAUUAUAUUAUGCUUGUACUUAUAUGGUUUUCGAACAAGAGAAUGUGUUUAGAUAGCAGCUACCUAUAAAUUCUCUCUAUUUUCGUAACUCCUAAGGUCUUAUUUGUGACGUGACUUUUUCUUUUAAAAUGGCAUCGUCGUUGGAAAAUUUAGAAACUCAAUUAGAAAUUUUUAUAGAAAAUGUGAGACAGAUUCAUAUUAUUGUAAGUGAUUUUCAACCUCAGAGUCAAAACGUUCUCAAUCAAAAAUUGCAGGCAUUAGUACAUGGAUUACAAGAAGUUGAUAAAUUGAAAUCACAAGUUCAAGAUGUUCACGUCCCUCUGGAAGUAUUUGAUUAUAUUGAUCAGGGACGAAAUCCACAAUUGUAUACUAAAGACUGCAUUGAAAAAGCUUUAGCCAAAAAUGAGCAAGUGAAGGGAAAAAUUGAUGCUUAUAGGAAAUUUAAAGCAAAUAUGCUCUUGGAAUUAAGUAGAACUUUUCCUAAUGAAUUAAGCAAAUAUAGAGCAUUGAGAGGAGACGAAUAAAGUAAAAUGUCGGCUGACAUUUUAAGGAAAGUAGGGAUCUAGGUUCAAGUAUAUUAAGUACUAUCUUCAGAAACUUACGGAAACUUAUAAUACCUGUGUUUAUGUACACUUAAUUCUUUCAGCUGGAUUGCCAGUCCUUAUAAAUACCAAGACAUCUUUACUUACAGUUUUGUAAUUUUUUAUCUUAUCUUGAACUUUCAAAUAAGAAUUGUUAAUACAUUUAUAACAAAAAAACCGUUAGGUUCAAUUUGAAGUAUAAUUAUUGUAAAUAGGUACAUAUUUUUCAGAAUAUAAAUUAAAAAUUU